AUGUCUACAUCCUCUGGAGAGGUCUGCUAUGCGAUAAAGGAGACUCUAUUGCAUCAGUACAUAUCCCUCCCUGCCGGACAUCGCAUUCAAGAAACAAUAAAUGGUUUCGAACGGAGGGGGUUUCCCCAGUGUGCUGGAGCCAUUGAUGGCACACACCUUCCCAUCAUUGCUCCCUGCGACAGUCCCGCCGAUUAUCACAAUAGGAAAGGUUGGCACUCAAUCAUUCUCCAGGCGAUAGUGGACCACAAUUACUGUUUCACAGACAUUAAUAUUGGGUGGCCAGGGCGGACUCACGAUGCGAGGGUGUUGGCGAACUCUGAUUUUUUCCACAGAGCGGAGAAUGAUGGCCAGUUGUUUCCAGAAGAGCAUAACCGAAUAAUUGAUGGAGUGGAAGUACCUGUAGUGAUCAUCGGGGAUCCGGCCUACCCCCUCAAACGAUGGCUAAUGAAAGCGUUCCCCAACACCGGGCAUUUGACCAGGGACCAGCACAAUUUCAACUUCAGGCUGAGCUCAGCGAGGAUGGUCGUUGAAAAUGCCUUCGGGCGCCUGAAGGGGAGAUGGAGGCGCCUUCUCAAGCGGAAUGAUGUCGAUACUGCCUUCGCGUCAGAGGUAGCAGCGGUAUGUUGUGUGCUUCACAACAUAUGUGAAGUUUACAGGGAACAUUAUUACCCUGAAUGGGAUGUCCGACGAGAAGAGAGACGAGUGCACCAGCCAGUGAUUAAUAACCCUGUACGUAGACAAGGCCGUGAUGCUGAGGCAAGAGCCAUUCGGGAAGCUAUCAUGAAUUUUUUGAGGGCUUAA
This is a messenger RNA of Lytechinus variegatus (green sea urchin), 801 nucleotides long. RefSeq names its product protein ANTAGONIST OF LIKE HETEROCHROMATIN PROTEIN 1-like. Bases 1 to 801 code for a protein of 266 amino acids. The record is from RefSeq and is a predicted model, not a curated record. NCBI's taxonomy places the organism in Eukaryota, Metazoa, Echinodermata, Echinoidea, Temnopleuroida, Toxopneustidae. The transcript has 4 exons.